AUGUUACCUAGUUCACCUGCAACUUUAUUUAGUCUUCAUCCACCAGGUAAAACUAUUGGACGAUCAUGUAAUGCCAAUAAACGAGAGAAAGAACGAUUAACAUCCGUUCUAGAUCGUAUAGCUAAAUCGGAAGAUAAAGCCAUUCGCAACAUGUCGAAAUCAAUUUCAUCCCUUCAAGCAUCACUAGAUAAAGUCAGUAUAAGUGGUAAUUCUGAUAUAUCUUUAGAUGGAUUUGAGAGCAAAAGUGCACCAACAACACCCAAACGAAGGCGCAAUCUUAAAUCUAGCGAGACGUCACUAUUUUCUUUCGACGAUGACUUUCCAGAACAUAAGAAUAGAUUGCCUACAUCAAGGUCAUUACAUAAUAUACCAACAACUAAUUCUGUUCUCAUCGACGACGCUUUACUAAAGCAAGGGUGUAGAAGAAGACGCGGUCAUCAUAACUCACUACCUAGUAUAUUUGAUACAGGAAGUAUGUCGGCUCCAUCUUCACCAAAAACACCGCCUUCAAUCAAGCAGUUACAAACGACUGAUAGGCUAUCAUCACCGCAUCAGCAUACUUUUACUCAUCCAACAACUGGUCAAACUAUUAAUCAUCGUCGUUCCUCUGACGCACACAAAACUAUAUCACAAAUUGUUGAUAGUUAUCGAGAUUUAUCCUCAACUCAUCAAGGUAAAUCGAUUGGAAAAUCAAAUCAUACCCAUAAAUUUAGACGUUUUUCAUUAGGUACUACUGGUGAACAUGAUAUAAAGCCUAUCAUACCAAAUCAAGAUCGAAAAAUGACCAAUACAAAUUAUAAAAUCAAAAAAAAGAUCGGCUAUGAGCCGAAUAUAGAUAUGGAAAAUGCAGUCUAUGAUCCUAAAAUUCCUAAGCAUAAGUCUAAAUUUGCUAAACGAUCGUGA
Trichoplax adhaerens is the source of this 903-nucleotide messenger RNA. RefSeq lists its product as uncharacterized. The transcript has a single exon. The coding region runs from base 1 to 903 and encodes 300 amino acids. The record is from RefSeq and is a predicted model, not a curated record. Lineage: Eukaryota; Metazoa; Placozoa; Uniplacotomia; Trichoplacea; Trichoplacidae.